UAACUGGUACAAUCCAAAUUCCCUCUUCUUCUGAAUCCUCUCGUCUCUCUUUCUAUCCUGUCUCUUAAUUCUCUUCUCUUCUCUUCUCUUCUCUUCCAUUCUACAGGUACGGACUCUUUCAUUCUACAGGUUACAAGCUCGUUUAUGGAGUCAAGUAGAUAGUUUUUCAUAUUUUUCGUUAUCCUUUAGUUUUCAUUAAUUGUAAUCGUCAUUCAAUAUCAUUCAAUAUAAUAUCAGAAAAUUGUCCCAAAAAUAUUGUGAUUACGCCUUUUUGGCUUUUGAGAAUGGAAAUCAUAACAAUUGGUAUCAGAGCAAUGAACCUGUCUCGACUGUGGGUAAUAACUCGAAGAAGAUGUUUGCGGAAUCUACUAUGGAUGAAUUGGUUGAACGAAAUAAUGCAAAUAGAAGGGUCCUUAUGGAUGGAAUGCCAGGAAUAGUUGUGAAUGUUACACAAUUGCAGAAGUGGUGUGAGGAUUGCGUAUAUAGUGUUGACUGCCAAUGCAACUCUUGCGUCUAUAGAUGUGUAAGGAGCAUUGACUGCCAGUGCUGUUUUUGUCUUGAUAAUUGUUCAAGGGAAAUGAGUAAAGGGGACAACCAGGAUGAAGUGGAUUUAGAUGACCACGCUAUGGUUGACCUGCUGAAGGUUGAAAAUAGCAGUAAGAUUAAUCCAGAAUACAAUGAAGGACAGGUGUUCGACGAAUGUCCUCAGAGGGUCGAAUCUGAAGUUCUACUUGAACUUCACUCCAUCCAAAAUUCAAACACCACGGAGAUUGAUAUCGUGAACUCAUAUUUGGAUUCACAACUUUAUGUCCUUGCUGUUGAGGAUACAAUACCAAAAUUGCUGGGUCUCAACGAUCUUUUCGGUGCUUAUAAUUUCACGACCCACCUUGCAUGUGCACCUUGGUCAAUUUCAAUUGAGGUAUUGAGUUUUCUAUUUAAAUGCAUGGGACAUAAGCUUGACAUGGAUCUUGGUGACGAGUUAUUCGAUAUAAAAUUGGAGAGGGAUGUUACUAACAUGUUUUGUUUGCAUAAAUCUUCUGAUAACAUCAAUCUAGUGUGGGAUACUGGAUGGCAGUUGUUUAUGCAUUUCCCUGUUAUGCAUAUUAGUUCCAUUUGUUCAGUUUCUGCCAUUUCAAUAUAUAAACAUGAUUAUAGUGGUAUAGGAUGCCUCUCCUUACAUGUAACAACAUGAUCUAGGAAGAAGAUUAUGUUACUUUGGGGCUCAAUUUUGCAAUUAACCUUGCUUCAUGACUCUAAAAAGGUAACCACAAUUGAUUUGUUUGAACACAAUUGGUUAGUUGAUGGGUGUACAAUCUGGAAAGCUUCUCAAAGAAAGGAUUCAGUCAUGGAUAGAAGUUUGUCUACUUCUAGAGCAAAGUGUUCCUUCGAAAAACCACAUAUUUGUAGACUAUGUCAUCCUUAGUUAUUCGAUUUUAUCUUUCUUGUUUCAAUGUACUCAUGUGCUCAUAACUUCUGGAGUAGACUUCAAGAUGGCAAAGCUACAUGGUUACAGAUUACUCGAAGAGAAUUACUAGUGAAUUGGUCAACCAAAACUGAAGUUAAGUUAGGGACAUUCGACACUGGGCAGGGAACUAAGGGCUCAAGACAAUGUGAAAGGAAUCUUAACCUUCUACAAUUGGAAUACUUGUUACCUUCUUGUCUUAAAACAUUUUUUCCUUUGGAUAAUGACUUUGAACUUCUUCAUCCAAGUUCUCGGGAUGCAUUGGUUAGUCGUGUUUGUUUUUCCAUUCUUCAAGAUACAAUGAUAACCGAGAUGCCUCGUAAAGUGAUUGUGUUCAUUGUUAUAUUUGUGGGGUUACUACAUCUGAGUUCAUGUUUUGAACAUGCCGCCCAGACACUACUAUUCACAAUAGGGGAACCAGAGGUGGCAGGGUGGAGAGAGCUCUUUCUCCGUUUCAGUUUAUUAGUGUUUUCAGAAGCUUCCAACUUGUCUUCUCCUUGCAAUUAUCAUUCUAUGUGGGAUGUUACAGGUGGCUUACACAAAAUGGAAUACAAUGGAAGUCCUUCGAGAAAGAUGUGUCUCUCGACUGACUUGGUAUUCCGACAGAAAUUAAAGGAUCCUCCACAUAUUGUGUUCAACAAUUUGUUUGUAGGUUUGGAUGUUACAAUAUGUUUCUCUGUUGCAAAAUGUUUUGGUUUUGGUUUUAUUGGUUACGGAAGUAGAUGCAUCUCGAACCUUUCUGUGACUGCAUCGGAUACUCAUGGAGCUAUAAGGUUACAUCAUUUGAGUUACGACUUGGAUUUAUCUUCUAAUCAAGAUGGAUGGGAGAACACAGUGCAAACAAGCUUCUUAGCGCUUGAUACUGGGUUGUGAAUGAACCAGCAGUUAGUAAUGUUUGGACAAGGGAUUUCCUUACUACAUUGGACAAAAAAUUCAUUAUUCUUUAUGUGGAAGGAGGUCAUGUUCGAUAUGUGAGUAACAAUGGGUCCUUAAAGUUCCCAUAUAACCAUGGGGGUAGCUUGCCUUGGAGAGACUCUGAUUUCUUCUCUGGCAACAAUUUUGAUCCUCCAAAAAUUAUUGCAUCUUCAUUGGUCUUUUAUAAAGUGCUUGACCCGCUUACUUCAGAGGAUAGUCAUCUGCAAAAGUAGGCUCCUAGGUUACAUGUUACUGGCUCUUUGGUCCCUAAAGAGAAGGUGAUACGCAUGAGGAAAGCUACUUAUAGUUCUCAAAUAGCAGUCAUAGAUGUUAGAAUUAUAGCCUUUUUAUGUCAUAUCUAUGCGACUUCCAUGUAUAUUCUUGAGGACUACAAGUUUCUAUUUGAUCCAAGAGGCAUUAGUGUUCCAUUUGGUGGUCCUGCACAUCAAUUACCAUUCGAAUCUGGUUGUUUCGUCGUCAAGCUAACACCCUUGAGGUCUUGGUGUUCUUCAACAAGUGGGGUGUUUUAAAUUUUAGAUUCUUUUAGCUCAUCCUUGAGGUCAAGGAUUAUUUGAAGAGGAAGGGUAUGUAAUGACCUGAGAAAUGGCAAUAAAAUGAAUGCAGCCACUCAAGUUUGAAAUUAGAAAAACAACGAGGGAAAUAACUAACACUAAAAUCAACGGCAGCGAUUAGAAUUCAGUUAAUGAGCUUCGAGGGCUCAGAUGCAGCCAGCUGGACGAGUUCUCUUAUAAAGCCUAACAAACUCGUUGGGUAGAGGAUUGUUGCAUAACUGGUAUGGAGUCUUUCAUUCUACAGGUUACAAGCUCGUUUAUGGAGUCAAGUAGAUAGUUUUUCAUAUUUUUCGUUAUCCUUUAGUUUUCAUUAGUUGUAAUCGUCUUCAAUAUCAGUCAAUAUAAUAUUAGAAAAUUGUCCCAAAAAUAUUGUGAUUACUCCUUUUUGGCUUUUGAGAAUUGAGAUCAUAACAGAAAUGCUUUUGG
Molecule: messenger RNA, 3375 nt
Organism: Capsicum annuum
Lineage: Eukaryota; Viridiplantae; Streptophyta; Magnoliopsida; Solanales; Solanaceae
Exons: 2
Coding region: 1451-2335 (294 amino acids)
Source: RefSeq, a predicted model, not a curated record